AUGAAUGUGAUCAUUGUGACCCGUUUGGUGUGUGCUGACAUUUGCAAGUGUCGUCCUUGCCCAAAGACUCGACUAACGCUUCUAUCGCCACGUCCCGCUCGCGUUCGAGACCGGGAAAUAGGGAAAACCGAUGAGCCUACUUGCGAUCAACUAAAGGCUAUGUGUGAGGUUCUCAAAAAACAAGCUCGUGCAUCGGAAAUAAUGAAUGAAGUUAAUUCCUACAGAAACCCACUAAUGUAUAAUGAAUGGCCCGUGUACACCGCUAUACCAAAAGCUGCCCCCAGGUACUGA
Messenger RNA from Parnassius apollo (apollo), 291 nucleotides. Lineage: Eukaryota; Metazoa; Arthropoda; Insecta; Lepidoptera; Papilionidae. The record is from the annotation of a GenBank genome assembly.